UGUGUCUCUCUCUCCUUUCCCUCUUUAUUACUUGCCCAAUUGUCGAUUCUCUCUCUUGGGGCCAAACGCUCGGAGCUUAGCGGAAGUUCUUUCUCAAAAUUUUCCAUCUUUUCCCUCUGAACUGUAUUAAUAUUUCAUUUUCUUCAUGUCUCAGGUUGAUAGCAGAAAUUCUUCAGCUACUAAACGUGCGCGAAUGGAUGGUGGCCGUAGGGAAGAUGACUGGACCUGUCCAAGCUGUGGAAAUGUCAAUUUCUCAUUUAGAACAACUUGUAACAUGCGCAACUGCACUCAGCCUAGGCCUGCUGAUCACACCUUUAAAUCUACUGUCAGACCAAUCCAAACACCUCAGGGCUGCUCAUCUGCAGCUCCCUAUGUUGGCGCUGGUGCACCCUCCUCAAUGUACAUGGAUAUACCUCCUUAUGGCCCUUCUUUGUUGAAUGGACCAUCUAUUCCUCCAUAUGACAUGCCAUUUACUGGGGGUUUGGCAUAUCGUUACAACUAUGGAAAUCAUCUUUCUGGAGGUAGCCCAUAUCGGCCCUUGCAUUCGGCUGGUCACCCUCCUUAUACAAGUGGAUCAAUGAUUGGAAAUGGUGGGAUGUAUGGUGUGCCCCCUCUCAUGGAUCGAUAUGGUCUUGGUUUGAGUAUGAGCCCUACCAUGGGUCUGAGACCUGGAUUUUUACCCGAGGAUAAAUCUCAGAAGAAAGCAGAUGGUACUCCUGACAAUGAUUGGUCAUGCCCCAAAUGUGGCAAUGUCAAUUUUUCAUUUAGAACAGUUUGCAACUUGAGGAAGUGUAAUACAACGAAGCCAGGACCGCAGGGUGCCAAAUCAGGCAAGAGCUCGUACAUGCCAGAGGGAAGCUGGAAGUGUGAGAAAUGCAACAACAUAAACUAUCCUUUCAGGACCAAGUGUAAUAGACAGAACUGUGGUGCUGAUAAACCUUCUGAGACAAAGAAGUCUCCGCCAGAAGCAGCUGAUGAAAAUGAUAAGUUAAAUCAUCGGUCAGGAAAUGUGUCCGGAAAUCCAGAUACAACUUUAUCCGUAUGAUGCGGUGACAUAGCUUUCUUUCGCGUCCUUCAACUAGUCCCACGUCACACGCUUUUUGCAAGUGCUCCAAAAUAUGGGUUUCUUGGUGUUUUACAGUGUGGGCAUAUUGAAAUUGACACCCACUUAAUAACUGCAUUAGUAGAGAGAUGGCGUCCUGAGAUGUAUACUUUUCAUUUAUCGGUUGGCGAAGCAACUGUAACACUGCAGGACAUCGCUAUCAUCUGGGUACUCCCGGUGGAAGGUAAUCUUAUUAUCGAGUUAGAUACAAGGUAUAGUACUCAGCGGUGGCAAAAUUAUUGUCAUCAAUGGUUGGGUUUUAUGCCAAAUGAAAAUACUUUCAAAUGGUCAAGAAUAAAACUAAUAGUUUUACAUGAAUUUUUACUGGAAAAUACAUGUGAUGAAGAUAGCCUGUUUGAGGUUGUGUCAGCCGGUCCGACUCGAACAUUUGGAUACCGUGAACUGGAAAAGUUCAUAAUUUCACGUUCGAUCGUACGGGCUCGCGCUCGAUUUUCUCUUAAUGAUUGUUGAUCAUCUCUGGAAUUUUCAUAGUCUACCACUAGCUGCUCCAUUCUAUUAUACUGGUAAACAAAAUCAAAUUUGCGGCGUAAGCAUCAUGCUAAAGUAAAUGAACAUUAAAAAAAAAAGAAGGUGCUUACCACAUAUUCCCAAUCACGGGUGUCAGUUGGUGGAUAGCUUGGCGUGUUCGUUGACAAUAUGUUAUGUAAAAUCUGGACCCGAGUAAUUUAGUGAUAUCAUUUCAUAUAGUCAAGAAUGGUAUCACGAUCGCCUUCAAUAACGGGUCCAUCCACCACCAGUGAUUUCACAUCGUUCCAUUUUGCAACAUAGUCCGAGUGAACGUUGCCCAGUCCAUGUCUUGACGUCCCUGCCUAUUUAUUGUGUGUAAACGCCGUUCACUUAUCAAUGAGUUUGGGGGAUGUCUUGCACAUAGCUAAAUUGGAGGAGAACCGUUUCUGGGUGAUGCAUCUCCACCAGCGAAUAAUUAAUCAAUGGGCAGUGUAUAUUCCACGGUAUGCGCAUUGCAUAAAAUGGCAAUGCAUCAAGCUCGCGUGUAUUACCAUCAUACAGAUUCCAAAUAAACUACAAUAUCAUAUCACGCCAAUCAAUAUAUUUGGAAA
Molecule: messenger RNA, 2181 nt
Organism: Sesamum indicum (sesame)
Lineage: Eukaryota; Viridiplantae; Streptophyta; Magnoliopsida; Lamiales; Pedaliaceae
Product: ranBP2-type zinc finger protein At1g67325
Source: RefSeq, a predicted model, not a curated record